AAUCCACAUUCCAAACCCACCGCGUCACGUAAAAAAUACCGACUAAAUAAACGGAAGUCCAAAAGCAGUUGGUCGCCUCUCCACCGCCGCGUUGGACUUCUCCCCCUCUUCCCUCGCCGGAGAACCCGCCACAGCCACAGCCGUCGCUUCGUCUGGAGGAGGAGUACAGCAGUAGGAAGGAGGCCAUGGCGGGAAGAUACGACCGCAACCCCUUUGAGGAGGACGACGUCAACCCCUUCGCGGGGGGAAGUGUACCUCCUGCUUCUAAUUCCCGGAUGCCUCCUCUUCCUCAUGAACCUGCUGGCUUCUAUAAUGAUCGUGGUGCUACAGUGGACAUACCUCUAGAUUCAACUAAGGACCUAAAGCAAAAGGAGAAAGAACUGCAGUCGAAGGAGGCUGAUCUUAACAAAAGGGAAAGAGAAUUGAAAAGAAGGGAAGAAGCUGCAGCCAGAGCUGGUAUUGUCAUUGAAAAGAAAAACUGGCCGCCAUUUAUGCCCAUCAUUCAUCAUGACAUUUCAAAUGAGAUACCGAUCCAUCUACAAAGGAUGCAGUACCUUGCAUUUUGUUCAUUGCUGGGUUUGACAGUGUGUCUCUUUUGGAACGUCAUUGCAACUGCAGCAGCAUGGAUUAAAGGGGCAGGUGUUAUGGUCUGGUUGCUAGCCAUUAUCUACUUCAUCUCUGGUGUCCCUGGGGCCUAUGUGUUAUGGUACCGGCCGCUUUAUAAUGCGAUGAGGACUGAAAGCGCUUUGAAGUUUGGAUGGUUUUUUCUGUUGUACUCGAUCCAUAUAAUAUUCUGCAUCUGGUCAGCUGUGUCUCCCCCAUUUCCCUUCAAAGGAAAAUCAUUUGCUGGAUUUUUGCCGGCAAUUGAUGUCAUAAGCAGCAAUGUCAUUGUUGGGAUAUUUUACUUUGUAGGAUUUGGGCUGUUCUGCCUCGAAUCACUACUCAGCAUUGUUGUAAUCCAGCAAGUAUACAUGUACUUCCGUGGGAGUGGCAAGGCUUCACAGAUGAGACAAGAAGCAGCGCGCGGUGCUAUGAGAUCAGCCUUUUGAUGGAGCGUCCUGGUUGAAUGGAAGAGAAUAGGAUUUGCCAAUCCGUCAUGGCGUCUUGUACAUCCCUACACAUAUCUGUGCAUCGCUGAGAAAAAUUAUAGCUAAGAUAUUCUUGCCUUAAUGUAAUAUAUACCAGUCUUUUAUGGAUGGAUAUCUCGACGGUGUUCCCUGCUUCAUUUCUUACCUAGGUCCAGAUGUGCUUAUAGGUAGCUUAAUCUUUUGGGAAUACACCGGCCUACCUGAUAUGUAUUUUUAGCAACUUCCAAGAUCACUUUCUGACGAGCUUGAUUGUUUAUUUUUGUGCAAUACCACUAUGGUUAAUGUA
Messenger RNA from Brachypodium distachyon (stiff brome), 1374 nucleotides. Its product is annotated as secretory carrier-associated membrane protein 2. The transcript has 12 exons. The coding region runs from base 186 to 1049 and encodes 287 amino acids. Gene Ontology annotation, cellular component: trans-Golgi network membrane; recycling endosome membrane. Lineage: Eukaryota; Viridiplantae; Streptophyta; Magnoliopsida; Poales; Poaceae. Gene Ontology annotation, biological process: protein transport. The record is from RefSeq and is a predicted model, not a curated record.